AUGAAGAGUAGACACGAAGCAAAAAUAGCUAGUAGCCAAGGGACCGCUGGACACCCAGUUGACACCGCACCCCCUGCACCCAACUUGCUUCAACGAGAAUCAACUAAUCUACAACAGAUCGAGACUGCCCAGUCAAAAACCUUCCGGCGACACGAAGGCCUGCCACCUAAAUCACAAUUAACAGACACGGAUGAAUCCAACGCACUCCACAGGGCCGGACUCCUAUCUACACCCUAA
Protopolystoma xenopodis is the source of this 237-nucleotide messenger RNA. NCBI's taxonomy places the organism in Eukaryota, Metazoa, Platyhelminthes, Monogenea, Polystomatidea, Polystomatidae. The record is from the annotation of a GenBank genome assembly.